UAGUAUACAACUAUAACGUUGUGUCGCAAACUCGUAUUGCGUGCUGUUGGUGAUUUUAUAAAAGCCAUAAUGAAUACUGACUUGAACGUGGACGUAGAACUUACUAAUGACUAUCAUCUUGGUCAUUUCCUUUUGGACUGUUUUAAAAAACGUGGCAAGGACCAUUUCUGCCAGAUCGAUGCAUCUAUCGACGAUAAGCAGACAUAUGAAACAGCAUUGAACCUGACUGUUCGUCUGGCCAGAAGCCUAAAAAACAUGGGCUACCAACCUGGUGACGUCAUUCUCAUGGGUGGCACAAACCACGUUAAAGUUCGUAUACCCUUCUUCGCUGGCAUGAUGAUAGGACUACCUGUGUGUGGGGUCGACCCUUUGUUUAAAUGCGUUGAAAUAAAAACGUUAUUAAAUAUAACCCAAGCGAAAUUAGCAUUUUGUGACUACGUAAGCUAUGAUUAUUACAAGCAAGCAGCGGAAGAACUUGGACUGGACCUCAAAAUAGUCACAUUUGAUAAAGGUGACUUUACUUUUGAGGAUCUUCUUAGCAAAUAUGAUGAUAAUGAACCUAUAGAAGAGUAUAGACCUCUAUCUUUUGACAUAGAUAAAGUGCAUCUCUGGCUGAUGAGCACUAGUGGUACAACAGGGCCUCCUAAAAUAGCAGCAAUAAAACAUAAAAGCGCAUUACCAUCGAUAAAGGAAUUCAUGAAAUUAGGUAUAUUUGGCAGUUAUUUAAAAGAAGGUCAACAAGCAGUAUUGUGCGUGGCACCGGUCCAAUGGGUAUCCUCGUAUGUUCUAAGUUUCGGGACUAUAAUGACAGGCAACAUAUUAUUGAUAUCAGCAAAAUACAACAGUGUUGAUGUCUUGAUUGACAUGAUCAACAAGUACAGGCCGGUGGUUGUUGCAGCCAGUCCUCCUUUGUUUGGACUGAUUCUGAGACAAGAAAAGCAUUGCGACUUCACUUGCUUUGACAGGGUGAUAUUGGGUGGUGCAACUGUUUACAAAGAAUUAGCUGAUGGAUUAAAAGCUCGAAUGCGUGAAGAUGCUUACAUCGCAGAAGCAUACGGGCAAACAGAGAUGAUGGCCCUUUCACAUAUAGGGGGCAAAGAUACGCCAAUAGGAAGCUGUGGACAAGUUAUACCAGGACGUCAAGUUAAGUUGGUAGACCCAGACACCUACAAAGAAAUAACGGAGCCAAAUGUUCCUGGACAGUUAUUGUACAAGGGCCCUAUGAUUUCUGAAUACUACCGGAACCCCGAAGAGACUGCUAAAGUCUUCACAGAAGAUGGCUGGUUGAAGAGUGGAGACAAACUGUACCGUGAUGAAGACGGCAACUAUUACUUUGUAGAGAGACUCAAAAUGCUCUUCAAAUACCGCACCAUCCAAAUUUCUCCAACUGAAAUUGAGGAAGUGAUCCUGACAUUGCCAGGCGUUUUGGAAGUAUGUGUGACCAGUAUCGACCAUCCAAUCGACCAGCAGUGGCCGGUCGCUGUCGUAGUCAAACGACCAGGCUAUGACAUCACCGCUCAGGAGAUCAAAAAUAUUGUGGAGGAGAAGUUGUCAGACUCCAAAAAGCUGCGAGGAGGAGUUGUCUUCAUGGACCAGAUUCCGAAGACGUCCACUGGCAAAGUGGCAAGGAACCAGAUACGAACAAUGGUCAAGACAGCUACUAGGGAAUAAAUAGAUUUUUACACAUUU
This is a messenger RNA of Pectinophora gossypiella (pink bollworm), 1689 nucleotides long. RefSeq lists its product as uncharacterized. The record is from RefSeq and is a predicted model, not a curated record. NCBI's taxonomy places the organism in Eukaryota, Metazoa, Arthropoda, Insecta, Lepidoptera, Gelechiidae. Gene Ontology annotation, molecular function: long-chain fatty acid-CoA ligase activity. Gene Ontology annotation, biological process: long-chain fatty acid metabolic process; fatty-acyl-CoA biosynthetic process. The transcript has 11 exons. Bases 70 to 1671 code for a protein of 533 amino acids.